Molecule: messenger RNA, 2802 nt
Organism: Acytostelium subglobosum LB1
Lineage: Eukaryota; Evosea; Eumycetozoa; Acytosteliales; Acytosteliaceae
Exons: 2
Coding region: 1-2802 (933 amino acids)
Biological process (GO): regulatory ncRNA-mediated gene silencing
Cellular component (GO): P granule
Molecular function (GO): piRNA binding; protein binding
Source: RefSeq, a predicted model, not a curated record
AUGUCUCAACAAGGUGAAGGACGUGGAGGUCGUGGAGGCCGUGGAGGUGGUGAUCGUGGUGGACGCGGAGGACGUGGAGGAGGCGGUGGUGACCGUGGAGGAUACCAAGGAGGAGGCCGUGGUGGCGGUGGUGAUCGUGGAGGAUACCAAGGAGGAGGCCGCGGCGGACGUGGUGGAAGAGGAGGUGGUCGUGGUGGUCAUCAUGACAGAGACGUCGACGACGUUGCCCAGCACGUCGAGCAGGUCCACAUUCAAGAUGACCAAGGACAUCCAGGCUUUGGUGGUCGUGGUGGUGGUGGUCGCGGUGGCGGUGGUGACCGUGGCGACCGUGGAGGACGUGGUGGUCGCGGCGGCGGUGACCGUGGUGACCGUGGAGGACGUGGCGGUCGUGGUGGACGUGGAGGAUACCAAGGAGGAAGAGGUGAUGACGAUGAGUCCUCCCCUUCUUCAAGACAAGCACCCCAAGGUGCUUGGGGAGCUGCUCCACCCAGCCAGGCUAAAACAUCAACAACAUCAACUACAUCAACAUCAACAACAUCUACUACCAGCACUUCAUCAUCCGGUGCUAUUGUCCGUGCCCCAAGAGGACCACCAAGAGAUAGAAUCAAUGAUAACGAUGUCCAGGGUCUUGCCUUAAAGAAGAUCAUGGCAGCCAGAUACCCAUCCGUAUCAAUCAUGGUCAAUCAGUUCCUUCUGAACUUUACCAAAAAGCAACUAUUCCAAUACGCCAUUGACUUUACUCCACCUGUUGAUAACAGAUCAACCAAGUGGGAUAUCCUUAACAAGUACCCAGAGAUUGGCCUGUUCCAGUUCGAUGGUGUUGGAGUGCUCUACUCCACAGCCAAGAACCCAUCCAAGAACUAUACUACAGAUGGCCAACAGGUCACUGUUCAGUUUGUGAAGGAGAUCACCAACGACCACAAGUCAUUGAUCCACUUUUACAACAUCAUGUUCAAACGCUUCAUGAGAGACAUGGGAUUCUCGAUCAUUGGCAGACAGUACUUCAGCUCUCAAAAGAUCCACAGAAUCGAGAAGCACAACCUUGAGGUCUGGUCUGGUUUCUUCACCUCUAUCAAUGCAAUUGAGAAGGGCACCUCUCUGUUGGCCGAUGUAUCUUACAAGGUCGUCCGCACUGAGUCCCUCUUGCAACAGAUCGACAAUGCCUUCCAGGAUAAGAAGACCCGUCAAGACAUUGAGAACGACCUCAUUGGCAGCAUCAUCAUCACAAAGUACAACAACAAGACGUACAGAGUGUGUGGAAUCAACUGGAAUAUGUCCCCAAAGGACAAAUUCGAGUCGUCCACCGGCAUGAUCUCGUUCAUCGACUAUUACAAGAAGAACUAUCCCAACCACAAGAUCACCGAGGCCAACCAGCCACUGAUCAUCUCGGACGUCAAGCGUCGUGGUGUCGUCGAGACCGUCUACAUCAUCCCCGAACUCUCGUUCUUGACUGGUAUGAGCGAGGAGAUCACCAGCAACAGACACACAAUGCUGGAGUUGUCCAACUACACCAACGUCAGACCAGUUGAACGUCUCAACACCCUCAAUGGCUUCAUCCAGUCAUUGCUCACAAACGAAAAGAUUGCCAAGUCCACCGCAGACUGGGGCUUCCAGAUCCAGAACGCCAUGCCAGUGGAGGGCAGCAAGCUGCCAGACCCUGUAACUGUUCAGAACAUGAAGCAGCUGGCGGGCCAGAAGUGGAUCAUCCUGUCUGGCGACCGUGACAUGCAGAGCGUGAUGGGCUUCUCCAGGAAGUUGAUCUCUCUUUCUGGCCUCUCCAACCCAGACGUUAUCACAAUUGGCAAAGUGUUCCAGCCAAACAUCUGGACCGACGAGAUCCAGAAGAACCUAAACAAGGGCUAUCUGUUCUUCUUCUGUGUUGUCCCCAGCGGCCGGAAGGACGUAUACGACGCCAUCAAGAAGGCCACACUCACCAAGUACCGUGUGCUCACCCAGUGUGCCUUUGCCAGGACCCUUGACAAGGAGGGAACCUCGGUGGCCGUCAAGAUAACCCAGCAACUGAUCGCCAAGAUUGGUCGCAGCCCAUGGGUACUCAAGAACCCACAGUACCAGAUCCCCACGCACACUAUGAUCGUGGGCAUUGAUGUCGGUCACAACUCUGACCAACGUGGCAAGUCCGUAGUGGGCUUCUGUGCCUCGGUCAACGGAGACUACUCGUUGUACCACACAACUGCUAUCGUCCAGUCCACACCAGGCAAGGAGAUUGUCGAGUCACUCAAGCCAUCGAUGAAGAGUGCCCUCGCCGCCUACUAUAAGCAGAACAACCGUCUGCCAGAGAAUGUCAUUGUCUACCGUGAUGGUGUCGGAGAUGGUAUGCUUGACCUUGUGCGCAAGUUUGAGAUUGCCGCCAUCAAGGACGCCUUUGUCGAGACGCCCUCCAUCUGGGGUGUCCAUCCCAAGCUUCUCUACUGUGUCGUCAAGAAGAACACCAACACCAGAUUCUUCGACGUCAGGAAUGGCUACGACAACCCAACCGCCGGAACCUUGGUCGACAAGGGAUGCACGCACCAGGACUGGUACGACUUCUUCCUCGUGUCCCAGAGAGUGCACAAGGGCAGUGUCAAUCCAACCCAUUACCACGUCAUUUUGGAUGAGACUUCCAUCUCUGCAGACAACUUCUGUCUCUUCACCUACCACAUGUGCUAUCUCUACUACAACUUUGACAAGUCUGUUCGUGUCCCAGCCCCAUGCCAGUACGCCCACAAGCUUGCCUUCCUCAUUGGUAGACAUGUCCACAGCCAGGUCGCAGAGGAACUCAGUCUCAAUCUCUACUUCCUUUAA